AUGGCGUUGCCGCUACCGAUAAUAGAUGACCGCGAUGCGCAGAUCAGCUGGAGCGAACACUGGUGGCAGGCCGGGGUUUCACCAGAAUACGACGGCACAUCGACUGGGUCCAACCGCACCGGAGACACCGUAACCUUCACAUUCACAGGCACCUGGGUAUCCGUUUAUGGCAUGGUAGGACGCAACAGCUACGCCGGGCUCCCGACGUCGUCCUACGCUAUCGACGGCGGGAGGCCGACCGUGUUUGAGCCGCUUGCCAUGGAGGACAGUGUGUAUCGGUAUCAGAUGUUCUCGUCUGACAUACUGGAUGACGGAGUGCAUACGCUGAUCAUCAACAAUAUCACCACGGACUGCACGGUUCCCGGGACAAAUGGCACGAUUUGCUUGAUAUGGCUGGACUUUAUAGAGUACAUGCCAUCGUCAACCGAGCUGCUGUCAAAUCAGUCGUCUCCUUCAAGCCCAACUUCGUCUCCCUCUCCAACUACACUUCAUUCCACUUUUACAUCAUCGUCGAACCACACGUCCGCAAGAACAAUAGCAGGCAGCGCCAUAGGCGGCUUUGUAGCGCUAUCUCUACUGGCCGCGUCAGCCCUCCUUAUCCGCUACUACCGCAUGAAAAUACGCAUGAAACAAGACAUGAUAGACUCGCUGAUUACAGCACGUCCGUAUCAGCAAAUUAUCCAGGAACCCCAGGUAAGGAGUGAGUAUUCCUGGAUGAGGGACAACGAGCCCCGUGUGACAACUGAGGAGCCUCGGGUGAGCGCGAGCGCGCCUCCGCCGUAUGGGGAGGGGAUGUAA
This is a messenger RNA of Coniophora puteana RWD-64-598 SS2, 798 nucleotides long. RefSeq lists its product as uncharacterized. The transcript is spliced from 4 exons. NCBI's taxonomy places the organism in Eukaryota, Fungi, Basidiomycota, Agaricomycetes, Boletales, Coniophoraceae. The coding region runs from base 1 to 798 and encodes 265 amino acids. The record is from RefSeq and is a predicted model, not a curated record.